AACAGACGGAUGUUGUGCUAAUUGUGUUUAGAGUUUUGAAAAUGUGACUAGAAACUGGACAAAAGGAUGUUAGCAACUGCAAAAACUGUAAACAGCAUAAAAGCCAGCCACUGCUUCAUUCAUAAAACACCACGUUCAACUUGUGUUCAGUGAACAGGACUGAAUGUCGAACCGUUCCGUUCCAUUCUGACGCGGCAGUAGGGAGCCCCGCUGCUCAAAGCCAACUUGGUCGAGGACAGGACGGAAACUCGUUCAUCGCCAGUUUUAAAUCAAAUCUAUUUUAGUACCUCUGUAUCAGGAUCCUCAUCGAGUUUGUUGAUUUUGAAAAACAUUCGAACUGAAAUUCGUCCUGACCUUUCUCCCCCAGUCGAGUCAGCUGAAGUGGUUCAGUCCGUGAUAGCGGAAGUUCUGACGGCAGACCGUAGAGGGAGUAAGUGAAGUUCCAGACUCUUGGUCGAGUUUGUGUUGAUAUAUGUAAGACGACAGCAGAAACACCGCACACAGACCCAGAGAUGCGGCGAAAGCAGAAGAGGUUGCUGCAGAUCGCGCUGCUGCUCCUGUUGGCCUUCCUGUUCCUUCCGAACGUCGGCUUGUGGUCCGCGUAUCUGGAGCGAAUGUUUGACAGCUCGGCGGACGGAGCCGGACUCGCGCACGUACAGAGAAUGAACAGACACAAAGUGCAGAACGACGGCGUUCGCAAAAAGGACUGGCACGACUACGCACUUAUUAAGAGCGAAGCGGCACGUUCAGGUGUGGGCGAGCAGGGCAGGCCGUACCCGCUGACCGACUCGGACCGCGUGGACCAGGCCUACAGGGAGAACGGAUUCAACAUAUUCGUCAGCAAUCGCAUCGCCCUCAACAGAUCCCUGCCUGACAUCAGACACCCCAACUGUAAGACGAAGCUGUACGCAGAAGAUCUUCCCAACACCAGCAUCAUCAUCCCCUUCCAUAACGAGGGUUGGUCGUCUCUGCUGCGCACGGUUCACAGCAUCCUCAACCGCUCGCCGCCACAGCUCAUCGCCGAGAUCAUCCUCGUGGACGACUUCAGCGACAAAGAGCAUCUGAAGGCUCCUCUGGAGGAGUACAUGGUGCGGCUACCGAAGGUUCGAAUCCUGCGCACUAAGAAGCGUGAGGGUCUGAUCCGGACCAGACUGCUGGGCGCCGCGGCCGCGAAGGGUCAGGUCAUCACGUUCCUGGACUCGCACUGCGAGGCCAAUGUCAACUGGCUGCCUCCGUUACUGGAUCGCAUCGCGGAGAACCGCAAAACGAUUGUGUGCCCGAUGAUCGACGUGAUCGACCACGAUAACUUCGGCUACGAGACGCAGGCCGGCGAUGCGAUGCGAGGGGCUUUCGACUGGGAGAUGUACUACAAACGCAUCCCUAUUCCAGCUCGGCUGCAGAAAUCAGACUCCAGCGACCCGUUCGAGUCUCCUGUGAUGGCGGGCGGUCUCUUCGCCGUGGACAGGAAGUGGUUCUGGGAGCUGGGAGGAUAUGACACGGGUCUGGAGAUCUGGGGAGGAGAGCAGUACGAGAUCUCGUUCAAGGUGUGGAUGUGUGGCGGCCGUAUGGAGGACAUUCCCUGCUCACGAGUGGGUCACAUCUACAGGAAAUACGUGCCCUAUAAAGUGCCGGGUGGAGUGAGUCUCGCCAGGAAUCUGAAGCGUGUGGCCGAGGUGUGGAUGGACGAGUACGCGGAGUAUAUCUACCAGCGCAGGCCGGAGUACCGGCACCUGUCCGCCGGAGACGUGGCCGCGCAGAAGGAGCUGAGGAACAGGCUGAACUGCAGGAACUUCAAAUGGUUCAUGACGGAGGUGGCGUGGGACCUUCCCAAGCACUAUCCGCCCGUGGAGCCUCCGGCCGCCGCGUGGGGAGAGCUGCGUAACGUCGGCUCUGGUCUUUGCAUGGAAAGCAAACACUUCUCCUCGGGCUCCCCGAUCCGUCUGGAGAAAUGUCUGAAGGGACGAGGCGAGCCGACCUGGAGUCACGGUCAGGUCUUUACGUUCGGCUGGAGAGAAGACAUACGUGUCGGAGACCCGCUGCACACUAAGAAGGUCUGCUUCGACGCCGUAUCGAACAACAGCCCCGUGACUCUCUAUGACUGCCACGGGAUGAGGGGCAACCAGCUGUGGGCCUACAGGAAGGAUAAGAGCAUCUAUCACCCCAUCAGCAACAGCUGCGUAGACUCCGAUGCUGCGCAGAAGCGGAUCUUCAUGAACUCCUGCAAUCCCUCGUCUCCCAGUCAGCAGUGGCUGUUCCAGAACACCAACGCCACAAUUUUAGACUCCUUCAAUGGCAAUCACAAUGCAUAACGCUGCCAAUAUGAACACGAGAAUCCACCGGGGCAGCUGACGCCAGCGAGAGCUUCGCGAUGGCGGACGUGACGCCGCUCUCCGAAGCUCACGUGAAGAGAGACGUUCCUGUGCCUUUACUGAAACUCUGUUCUGAACGUCUGACUCCAAACCGCUGGAAAAGCUGAGCUCUGUCCUUCUUACCACACUCCCAUCGUCAUCAUCAUCAUCAUCAUCAUCGUCACUUCUGCUCACUUUCACCCCGCUGCUAAAAGCAAACGCCGGCCGCUGGGUCGGAUGAGCUGCAAAUGAUCAGUGACCGUGUUUGCAGGGCAGCGUUUGACUGAUGUGUCUGUGGAAGAUCUCCAUGACAGCGAUGAUGUCACUCUACCAUUUGCAUACUGCGCUAUGAUUGGACGGUGGUCAAUCGUCUUCCCGUCUCCGAUUCUCGUGUGCGGUUCGCAGACGAGACGCGCACAUCGAGCGUUCCUCCGUUACCCAGAAUCAGAGCCUCAGGCUUCGCCGCCGUCGGCUGCCUUGCAAACACUGUCACGGUUUUUCCUACAGAAAUACGAAUGUGAUGCUGUCCCGUGUAAACGCUGAUAGGUUUAUUUAUUUGACUGCUCUAAUGGGGUCGUACCACAGAAGCAUUGGGUUUAUCAUGAACGACGAA
Messenger RNA from Labeo rohita (rohu), 2961 nucleotides. It is a transcript of the gene galnt10, whose product is annotated as UDP-N-acetyl-alpha-D-galactosamine:polypeptide N-acetylgalactosaminyltransferase 10 (GalNAc-T10). NCBI's taxonomy places the organism in Eukaryota, Metazoa, Chordata, Actinopteri, Cypriniformes, Cyprinidae. Bases 513 to 2309 code for a protein of 598 amino acids. The transcript has 12 exons. The record is from RefSeq and is a predicted model, not a curated record. Gene Ontology annotation, cellular component: Golgi apparatus.